AUGGCAGCCAAGGUCAUACCCGUUAACAAGAACUGGGAGUUCAGGCAGGCUGACAAGGACGACGACAAGUUCCUGCCCGUCGCCCAGUUCCCCACCAAUGUCCACCUCGACCUCAUGCACCAUGGCCUCAUCCCCGACCCCUACAUCGGCAAGAACGAGCUCGAUGUCCAGUGGAUAGGAGAGAAGCAAUGGGUCUACAGGACUUCCUUCACAGCCCCGGCGGUCGGGAAGGGCAACAAGGCUGUCCUUGCCUUUGACGGCCUGGACACCUUUGCAACGGUCGUCCUCAAUGGCACCACCAUCCUUGAGUCGGACAACAUGUUCACACCUGAACGGGUCGAUGUCACUUCGACUGUGAAGGAAGGCGACAAUCAAUUGGUCAUCACAUUCGACAGUGCCUAUCUGAGGGGAUGGAAGGAAGUCGAGAAACACCCAGAUCACAAAUGGGGCUGCUGGAACGGUGACAGUUCAAGACUGGCCGUCCGAAAGGCACAAUAUGAGUUUGGGUGGGACUGGGGUCCAGUCCUCAACACCUGUGGCCCCUGGAGGCCAGUCAAUCUCGAGAUCUAUGAGUCUCGAGUCUCGGAUCUGUACUUCCAAAGCACUGUUGAGAAGGAUCUGAAGACUGCAACCGUUGUCACUCAUGCUGACGUUGAGGGUCCAGCCAACAAGAUCCGUUUCGACGUCACCCUGGAUGACAAGAGCGUGGCAUCCGAGACGAUCAAGGGAGGUGCUGAUCUCCAGGCAACGUUCCAUAUCAGCAGCCCCUCGCUCUGGUACCCAAUCCGUUACGGCAAGCAGCCUCUGUACACCAUCAAGGCCACCCUCCUCAGCGACAGCGACGACGAGAUCCACAGCGUCACCAAGAAGAUCGGCCUGCGCCGAGCCGAGCUCAUCCAGCGACCACUGAAAGGACAGCCCGGCACCUCGUUCUUCUUCGAGGUCAAUAACAUCCCCAUCUACUGCGGUGGCAGUGACUGGAUCCCGGCCGACAAUUUCCUCCCACGCAUCUCCCGUCAACGUUACUACGACUGGGUCAAGCUUGUCGCCGACGGCAACCAGUUCAUGAUCCGUGUAUGGGGCGGUGGUAUCUACGAGGAGCAGGCAUUCUAUGACGCAUGCGAUGAAUAUGGCAUACUUGUCUGGCAGGAUUUCAUGUUCGGAUGUGGAAAUUACCCGGCUCAUCCCUCUAUCCUCAAGUCCAUCAAGCGCGAGGCCGAGGCGAACGUCAAGCUCCUAAGGCACCAUCCCUCCAUAGUCAUUUGGGCUGGCAACAACGAGGACUACCAGUACCAAGAGUCCGAGAACUUGACGUACGAUUUCGAAAACAAGGAUGCCGAGUCCUGGCUCAAGACCGACUUCCCCGCACGUUACAUCUACGAGAAAAUCCUCGCUGAUGCCUGCUCGGAGCUCAUACCCGACACAUACUACCACUUCGGCAGCCCUUGGGGAGCAGGCAAGCCCACAUCAGACCCAACAGUGGGCGAUCUCCAUCAGUGGAACGUCUGGCACGGGUCCCAAGAGAAGUAUCAAGACUUCGACAAGCUCGUCGGACGAUUCGUCUCCGAGUUCGGCAUGGAAGCCUUCCCCAACCUCAAAACCAUCGACGCCUUCCUGCCCAAGGGUAAGGAUGACCCAGACCGCUACCCACAAUCCAGCACCAUCGACUUCCACAACAAGGCCGAUGGUCACGAACGCCGCAUAGCGCUAUACCUGGUCGAGAACUUCCGCUAUGCACCGGACCCGAUCGAGCAAUUUGUCUACUGCACGCAACUCAUGCAGGCCGAGUGCCUCGCGUCCGCGUAUCGGCUGUGGAAGCGCCAGUGGAAAGGACCCGGGCGCGAAUACUGCGGCGGCACACUAGUCUGGCAGAUCAACGACUGCUGGCCUGUCACAUCCUGGGCCAUUGUGGACUACUAUUUGCGGCCCAAGCACGCCUACUAUACCGUUAAGCGCGAGAUGGCGCCUCUGAGCAUCGGCAUGACGCGCCGCGAGCACAAGCACCCCAAGGACAAGUACACCCGCGUCGACGUCGAGACCAAGACCGUCAUCGAGGUGUGGGGCAGCAACCUGACGCUUGAGGACGUGACCGUCGAUACAAUUCUGAAGGCGUGGGACGUCGAGACGGGCAAAGAGACGUACAACGAGACGGUCAAGAAGGAUAUCGUGCUGCAUGAGAACAGGUCAACCGAGAUCCUCGCUCAAGAUGUCCCUGUCAAGAACCCUGGCAAGGGCGAGGAGGCACGUACAGUGGUCGCCGCGUACACGAUCUGCAAGAAGACGGGCAAGCAACUGGCCAGAUACGUCAAUUGGCCCGAGCCACUGAAGUACCUGCACCUGCAGAAGCCCAAGGAGCUCAAAGCUGCCCUGAACAAGGACGGCACCGCUGUCGAGAUCAGCGCCGAGGUCCCGAUCAAGGGCCUGGCAGUAGAGUGCGAGGACGACAAUGUCAAGUUCGAUGACAACCUCGUGGACAUUGUGCCCGGCGAGGUCGUCAGCAUCGGGGUCAAGGGCGCUACGAAGGACACGGUAUUUGAGACACGAUACCUUGGCAUGAUUUAG
This is a messenger RNA of Diaporthe amygdali, 2562 nucleotides long. Its product is annotated as glycoside hydrolase family 2 protein. Bases 1 to 2562 code for a protein of 853 amino acids. Gene Ontology annotation, molecular function: beta-mannosidase activity. The transcript has a single exon. The record is from RefSeq and is a predicted model, not a curated record. Gene Ontology annotation, biological process: carbohydrate metabolic process; glycoprotein catabolic process. NCBI's taxonomy places the organism in Eukaryota, Fungi, Ascomycota, Sordariomycetes, Diaporthales, Diaporthaceae.